This is a messenger RNA of Darwinula stevensoni, 462 nucleotides long. Lineage: Eukaryota; Metazoa; Arthropoda; Ostracoda; Podocopida; Darwinulidae. The record is from the annotation of a GenBank genome assembly.
AUGAGAACAAGGAUUCUCGAGGCGGAAUGGUGGGCAUUCCCUCAAAAACGCCAUUCGCAGCAGAUACCGCAACCUCCAGGAAAACAGCAAGGAUUGCAACCACGUCUCGCUUCCCUCUUAGCCCUCCCACACCGCGUGCACACGCAGGUCCGGCUGCCGGGUUCGCCCAUGCAGUUCCCGGUGCCGCAUGCCAUACUCUUGCACAUAGAAUUGCAGGCGUCUCCCUGUCCGAGGCAGACGUCCGCGGUGGCGCUUUCCCAUAGAGCAGCGAGGACCAGCAUCGUCGCCAACAUCAUCGUGACCUUCCGUGUGAUCCCCAUCUUCUCCUCAGAGUUGAGAAAUAUUGAAUACUUGAGCGAAGAUGUGCUAGAAAGAGAGGAUAGAGAACGGUCGAAAAGAUGUCGACACACUGUACCCACAACUGUUCUCUAUGCCAGAAUCUAUGGAAAUGCGCACAAUUAA